Messenger RNA from Fusarium fujikuroi IMI 58289, 3222 nucleotides. RefSeq lists its product as uncharacterized. NCBI's taxonomy places the organism in Eukaryota, Fungi, Ascomycota, Sordariomycetes, Hypocreales, Nectriaceae. The transcript has a single exon. Gene Ontology annotation, biological process: regulation of actin filament polymerization. The coding region runs from base 1 to 3222 and encodes 1073 amino acids. Gene Ontology annotation, cellular component: cortical actin cytoskeleton; plasma membrane; actin filament. Gene Ontology annotation, molecular function: actin filament binding. The record is from RefSeq and is a predicted model, not a curated record.
AUGGCCACAGGGGAAGAUGUCUGGGACUCUCUCCCAGAGGGGGAGCAAAAGUCUGUUUGGGAUGAGACAGAACGCAAUUUUUGGGUUAAUCUUCGCACCAAGAAGGAUGCAGAAAACAAAAAGAUUGAGAAGGAUUUCCAGCUUUCGAUUAACGAAGUCAGGUUGAAACUCAGUGACCUUACAGGACAGCGAAGUCAACUGAAAGAAUCUCAAUCUCGACUGGCCAGGGAACUCGCCAAAGUUGAGGCUGAAUUGGCACGCACCACGGAUGAGUGCGAGGAGAAGGCCAGUCGACUUGAGCGCAUUGAGCAGGACUACCGCGCGUCGCGCCAGAAGAGAACAGAAACGCUCCAUGAUAUUUGGUUCAAAAUGCGUCGAUUCUUUAGACAAAAAAGAGGAGAGGAUCCUGAUGUCCCAGACCAUCUUGGACCAGAAUCAGAAGGCAUUGUUCUACCCGAAAUGUUGCCAGAGGUAUCCUCGGGCUUUAAUGGAACGACCCCACGAGUAGAGCCUACUAAUGGAACUGCAGUGGUAGCAGAGAGACCUGAAGAAGAAGAACAAGACGACGACGAGGAUCGUAUGGAAGGCGUUGAGCACCACGAUAAUAGGGGAGCCGAGAGCCUCGUUGAUAUUGUUGAUGCUGAUGGCAAUGUGAUUGGACCCGUGGAACAAAUAGAGCCUUGGAACCAAUGGGUUGAGGGUAUCCAAGAAUUGGAAAUACGAAGACCCGUCAAGAUCCGCCGAGGACGACGCUUCAACACUACACAUCUUGCAGGCAUUUACGAGCGAACUGAGGCGAAGGGGGUCAAAUGGCUCUCUUGUAUGAUUCAAGCGACAGGGGCGAUACAGGCCAAGAGAUGCCUGUCUUGUGAUAAGAACCAAGGCGCCUUUGACGACUGCAUCAUUGUCGGCGGGGAUCUCUUCCAGAAGUGUGGCAACUGUGAGUGGAAUCGCCAGGGAUGCCAUGGUUCCUCAGGAGACACAAUUGACAUACUGGCAUCGAGGGAGAGGGCACAACGGAAGAAGCAACUGGAGGAUGGACCCCAAGAGACUUCUGCAGACCGAUCCUCAGAAACAGUACACCAGACCGUUGAAGUUCAGCCGAGGUCGUCUGAGCAAACAAGUCAAUCAGAACCUCGGCGAGUCGAUGAACAGAUUUCUGUGCCCUAUCGGCCACCUUCACCAAAGCCCGCUCCACAAUAUCCUGAGCUACCGUCUGAGAGACAAACUGAAAGACAGCCCGAGCGACAAUAUGAACGGCAACCCGAAAAACAGUCUAAACAACCAGUUGAGCCUCAACCUACGCCACAGACCGAGCGUCAAGCAGCAUGGAACACAGCACCACAGCCAGAACGGCGCCCUGAACACCAAACCGAGAAAGUCCCAGAUCGACCUAACGAAAGGUUCCAUGAUGUGAUCGCCGCGAAGGCCCCAGAACGGACUGUCGAGGUAGCGCCAAUCCAAAUCGCUGAACGUCCUCAUGAAAUGUCCCACAAACCGACCUAUGGACCUCCCCCAGGACCCCCAAGCCGGCCGACAACGGCUUCCAGGUCGGAUUAUGCCCCGGAACGAAUGAUUGACCCCGUGGACUCGCCCUUACCGACACUGAUAUAUCCUCAACCCAGGCCCCUGGAGACUCCACGUUCUGUGCUUCCCUCAGGUGUUCUGCGCCGCAGUCCUCAUGAAAUCCUCCAUCCAUCAACAGAGCUCGAUGGCCCUGCCAGAGACUAUCGCGGUUCUAAUUCAGCUCACAUAUCACGAGAGCCUGAGCAAAUGCACACUCCACAGGAGUAUCGCGUAGCUGCUGGUUUUACGCCGGCCAAUGUGAGAAGUCGACCUCCAUCCAGCGAUCGAGGAAGACCAACUCCACCAUCUCUGUCCCUGGACCCUUCAUCGCAGCCACCUGAAUCUCCUCCUGCCCAGCCACUGGAAGAGAUUACCCGAGAAAACAUGGUCCUCAAGAACGACGGAAAUGUUUACACCUAUCCUGAAUGCGUUGCCGGGGUGCCAUUGGUCAAGAUUAACGAGGAACACCCGUAUUGGGAGGCCAACUGGCCUAACGUCAAGACACUCAUUGAGCCACAGCUUGCUCGAUGGCGUGAGAAACACCAGGCUGCCAUCGAAGCAGGCCCUAAGCAGGAUAAGGGUGGUUCUUCAAAGUAUCAAAUUGGCAGACAGGUCAACCGCGGUAUUAAAAUUCUCGAAUUCCACGAAAAGGGCCCAAUCAGUCCCUAUCAGUUAUUGGGGAAAAGAUACAUCCAGGCCGGCAAAGGCGGCAUAACGUCAUACGACACACUAUUUCGCCUUUCGGAGACAAUAUCGGAGCUUGAAAAGUUCAACCUUGAUAUAUCACCAGUUGACUGGAUGCGACAGCGACUUCACGAACUAAUUCAAACGCAGGGUCACAACUUCAACCUGCCACGAACAAUUCACGAUUUCUACCAUGACUCCAAGCUCACUAGUCUUCGUUACAAGCAUGGGUUCAAGAACAUCGGACGUCCUUCGGGAGCCAUGAAGGCGCGCUUGAGUCACGGCAGCCCUAGCAAUACACCUAAACCUCUCCAAAAGCGGAAGUCUAUGCACUCUGUUCCUACUACGCCCCGAGAGGAUUCAUUCAUCAACCACUCUCCUCUUCCUAGCCAGGUACCACCAAGCUAUCCAGCGCCAGCGCCAGCGCCAGCGCCAGCGCCAGCGCCGGUCCCCGCCCCUGGGCCCCAGCCAGCAUUCAGCACCCACCUCAACAAGAAGCCGAAAUACAUGCCGCCUACACAUGGAAGCCCCGUACAUGACGAAUUUCACUUCGAGGCUUGGUCCGACACAGAUUCAUGCAGCGGAGGUAGCAUCACGAAGUACGAUUGGCGGCUUGCUGUAGUCAAGACUCGGUUGUAUACCAGCCAUAUCAAUGUCACUCAGUAUUGGACCUGGGUUGGUCAGAUACAAUGUUUCCAACACCAAGUACUCAAAGACGUGAAACCUGCGAAAUGGGGCUUGUUUAGGGACGAGAUCGAUUUCCACGUCAACCUCGCAGAGAUUGAGGAGAUGGAAUGGAGUAUCGAAGCACUUCGUGUUCACAUCAUUAUGAAAAAGGAUGCCGGAGAGCUUGCUGCGGAUGGCAAGCCUCGAGGAGAUGUCAUGGCGUCCUUUCCAAGAGCACGUACAAUGCGCCGCUUCCUGUUCUUCUGUAGAGAAAGGGGUAUGAAAAUGGCUAAGAGGGCCCCGUAA